This is a messenger RNA of Electrophorus electricus (electric eel), 1148 nucleotides long. RefSeq lists its product as uncharacterized. NCBI's taxonomy places the organism in Eukaryota, Metazoa, Chordata, Actinopteri, Gymnotiformes, Gymnotidae. Gene Ontology annotation, cellular component: plasma membrane. Gene Ontology annotation, molecular function: transmembrane signaling receptor activity. The record is from RefSeq and is a predicted model, not a curated record.
AUGUGGACACUUAUACUCGUCUUGUCCAGUCUAUUCCCAGCUGUAACUGCUGCUGUAACUACAGUAACUGGAUACAAGGGCCGUUCAGUUCAGAUCAGAUGCCCCUAUAAGUCUGGAUAUGAAACCCACAUGAAGUACCUCUGCAGAGGAGAAUGUUAUACUUUCCAGACUAAAGACAUCCCUGUUGAUUCUAAAACUGCUAAAGACGAGAGAUUCUCUCUGAAUGAUGACACAGCAGCCAGAGUCUUCACUGUCACCAUCACUGAUCUGAGAUCAGAGGAUGGAGGAAAAUACUGGUGUGCAACACAGCAGAAAGUGCGUGAUCACUACACAGAGAUUCUGUUAGUGGUUAAAGUGGACACAUCUAUGAAUGUUACUGUCUCACACUCCACCCACACCCCUCCAACACCUGAUCUCAGCACAUCAGUAAAUACUGACUCCACAUGGUCAACUGGAGCUCACACAGUAAAUGAUGUAAACCUCCAAAGCAACAGUCCCUCACUCCAUGGAUCCUUCAUUCCCUUAUUUGUGGUUUUGGUCAUAAUAACAAUCAUUCUUCUGGUGUGUGUAAUAAUGCUGGGAAAGAUAAAGAAAAAGAAGAAGACAUCAAAAGCCUCACCCCAAACCCAGUGUCUGCAUGACUCCUCUCACAGCCAUGGGGUUCCACUUUCUGUCUGUGACAGUGAGGAGAUUAAAGACACCAGAAGUCAUUCUGUCUCAGACGCUGGAGCUCCUACAGCCUACUCUACUGUCAAUCUACCCACAAACCCCUGUGAUUCCUCCCAAACUGUUUAUGCCAACACCCAUUUAUCCACAAACCCCUGUAAUUUUUCAUAUGUUGUUUCUGCUACUGCUCCACUAUCAUCAAACUCUCCUGAUCAGAACACUUACGGUAUGGCUCUUUUACCCAAAAUAUACUCUGAUUCCUCAGUGUGUGAUACAAAUCAGUCUGAAGGGUUGUUUGCUGAAGCUCAAACUUAUGCAUCAGUGAAGUUUUAUAAGAAUGCACACAAUUUUAAUGAUGCUGUGACCAGGGAGACCUUCAAGGAGGACUCGUGUGAAUAUUCCACUGUUAAUCAUGUCACAGGAUGGGUCUAGGCUUGCAUUUUUAAUUGGUUACCCUUGUAUUCUUUCAUGUUUUUAUGAAG